AUGUCAUACAAAGAUAAAAGGGAUUUAGAUAGUCAAGAGAGUGAAGAUGAAUCUGAUGAAAAUGAAAUUCAAAAUAAAUAUAUUGAUGCAGAAGCAGAAGAAGAUAAUGAUGAUGAAAGUGAAGAAUAUCAAAUGACAGAAAAAGAAAGGUUGAGCAUUGAAGAGAGCAAACGGUUAUAUGGUUCAAAAAAUUUAGCAAGAGAAGAUUUUGCCCAAAAACUAAGAAACCCAGAGAAAUUAGCAGAGGAAGCUAGACAACGAGAUGAAGAACAACGUUUAGCAGAAAUGAGAAGAAAUGAAAUGGAGUAUAUCUCAUCAUUACCAGAAAGAGACCCAGAUAAAGACUAUCCUAUUUUUGCUAUCCGAUGUAAACAGGGAUAUGAAAAGGAUAUUUGCAUGAGAAUUAUGAAAAUAUGGAUUAACCAAAAAGACCGUACAAUGCAUUUAUUCUCUGUUUUUGUUCCAAAGGAAAAAACAGGUAUUGUUUAUAUAGAAGCAAUGACAGAAAGAAAAUUUGCUGAUGCUUGUGAUGGAGUUAGAGACCUUUAUAUUAAUACCAUUCAUGCCUUAAAUGAUAAACAAAUAGAAGAGUUAUUAGUUAGUAGAAUGCCUACUACCAUUGAACCAAAUUCAUAUGUAAGGAUUAAUGCUGAACCAUAUAAAGGUGAUCUUGGAGUUGUUGUUGAAACUACAGAAAAUAAGAAAGUUAUUGUUAAAUUAGUUCCACGAUUUAAUAUUGCUCAUUUCCAAGAAAUUGCAAAAAAAAUGAGACUAAAAAAAGAGCGUGAAGCUAAUGGAGAAGAAGAUGUUGAAGAUGAAGAAAAGAACCCAAGAAAAAGAGUACCUCCAAAAGCUCUAAAUUUAACUAAACAAUUAUUUAAUCCAGUAGAACUUGGUAUAUCUGAUGUAUGUUUACCUGAUGAAGAUGAAAAUGGGAUGACUGUAUAUCAUUUUAAUAAGACAUUAUUCUAUGAUGGAUUUAUUUUUAAAACAUAUAAAAUGAGUCAAUUAGUAUUUAAUGAUAUUGUUCCAACACAAGAAGAAGCUGUACAAUUUGCUCAAGGGGAAGAAAUGCCAGCCAAGGGAAAAUUACGUUAUGAAAAAGAAAGGAAUUACAAAGAAGGAGAUUUGGUUAUUAUUAUUAAUCCAGAUGAACAUGUUCAAGGUAAAAAAACUAAAAUUGUUCAUAUUGAUGGAGAUAAAAUUAUUGUUAUGGGAAAUGAACUAGAUACACCUAUAACAUUGUCUAAAGAAGAUGUUUCUAUCUAUUUCAAUGUUGGAGAUCGAGUCAAAGUUACUGAUGGAAUGUAUGCAAAUGAAACAGGUAUUAUUGAGGCUAUUAAAGGGGAUGAAGUAUUUGUUUUUACUGAUAAAAAGAAGUCGAGUAUUUGUGUAAGUCAAAUUGAUUUAGAAAAUACUGAAGAAAUUAAUCAAGAAAUUACAGUCUUAAAUGGGUAUUAUGUGAAUGAUUUUGUUCAAUUAUCUGAAGGAGUAGGAUUAAUAUUAGAAAUCUUGCCACAGAACAAUAAACUAUUAGUAUUAAAUGAUAGUAACAAAACACAAGAAGUUGACCCAUCAGUUAUUCAGGGUAAGUUCCAAGAAAGAAGAGAUGCAAGGUGUAGGGACAGAAAUAGAAAUUAUGUGUCAUUGGGAGAUCUUGUUAAUAUCGUUAGUGGAGUCUAUUCUGGAAGAGUAGCAAAAAUUCUUCAUAUUUACCAAUUUACAAAGAUUUUUGUUCAAUGUCCUGGUGUUUUAGAAAAUAAUUCAUAUAUUGUUGUUACAAAUAAAGAUAUUGUUGGUCCUAAUGCCUCACAUCAAUCAUCUAUUUCUAAAGCAGAACGAAGAAAUGAACGCAGAGAAGAUAGAAGAGAAGACAGAAAUGGUUUUGAAGAUCCAAGUAGUGCAAAUAGAAUUUCCUUUAGAGACUUUAAAGGAAAGAAAGUUAUAGUAAGAGAAGGUCCUUAUAAAGGAUAUCAAGGAACAAUCCGUAAUAUUAAAGGUAAGGAUUUCAUGAUUGAGUUAUCUGCAAACCAAAGAAUUAUUAAAUUAGAACAAGAAGCUUUUGGAACAUGUGACUCAAAUACUUGUCGUCCACAAGUUUCUCACAUGGCAACCCCAGGUCAACAACCAAUGAGGGUUACAAAUUAUCCACCAUCAACUCCUGCUAUGAACUCACAAUAUACAACCCAAACUCCAAUGCCUAAUUAUCAUAACACUCCAAUGUUAAAUCCAGCAACACCAAUGACACCAUCAAUGGCUAGAGCCCCACCAAAAACGCCUGGUGUUAUGAGGUUUAAAGAAGAACCACCUCGUACUCCUUAUUGA
Molecule: messenger RNA, 2325 nt
Organism: Entamoeba histolytica HM-1:IMSS
Lineage: Eukaryota; Evosea; Mastigamoebida; Endamoebidae
Product: transcription initiation factor SPT5, putative
Exons: 1
Coding region: 1-2325 (774 amino acids)
Biological process (GO): transcription elongation by RNA polymerase II; regulation of DNA-templated transcription elongation; regulation of transcription by RNA polymerase II
Cellular component (GO): DSIF complex
Molecular function (GO): mRNA binding
Source: RefSeq, a predicted model, not a curated record